Molecule: messenger RNA, 1037 nt
Organism: Drosophila navojoa
Lineage: Eukaryota; Metazoa; Arthropoda; Insecta; Diptera; Drosophilidae
Product: dynein heavy chain 2, axonemal-like
Source: RefSeq, a predicted model, not a curated record
CGUCAUUGUCAAAUUAUUUUAUUCCUGAUGAUGGAGACGUCCAAUCCUAUUUGGAUCAAAUUCAAAUGUGGCCCAAUUUCGAUAAACCUGAUGCAUUUGGGCAGCAUUCAAAUGCCGAUAUAGCCUCCUUAAUUGGAGAAACGAGAAUGCUUUUUACAACACUGCUUUCUAUGCAAGUCCAAUCAUCAGGCUCAGAUGGUACAGAGAAUGCUGAAAAUAAGGUUUCUGAUUUGGCAAAGGAAUUAUUAAUAAACACACCUGAUGAAAUAAACUAUGAACAGACAGCUAAGAUAAUAGGAUUAAUUCGUACUCCCUUAGAAGUGGUAUUGCUGCAAGAAAUUGAACGGUAUAAUAAUUUACUAGAUGAUAUGCGCACUCAAUUACGAAAUUUACGACGUGGAAUACAGGGGUUAGUGGUAAUGAGUUCGGAUUUGGAAGAUAUAUAUACAGCAGUUUCCGAAGGCCGUGUUCCUUUUCAAUGGCUGAAAGCAUAUAAUUCCCUUAAACCUUUGGCUGCAUGGGCAAGAGAUUUGUCACUUCGGGUUGCACAUUUUAAUGCCUGGGCCAAAACAUUACGUUCCCCUUCCUUAUUUUGGUUAGCUGCAUAUACUUUUCCAACUGGAUUUCUCACAGCUGUGUUACAAACAUCAGCUCGUGCAACGAAGACUCCUAUUGAUGAAUUAUCGUGGGAGUUCUUCGUUUUCGUUGAAGAGGAUGCGAAUGCUGCUCGCAUUAUUCGGGAAGGUGGUGGAGCAUAUGUGCACAAUUUAUAUCUUGAGGGCGCAGGUUGGCUGCGCAAAAACCAAUGUCUUCAAGACGCACUACCUAUGGAACUCAUUUGUCCAUUACCAGUUAUUCAUUUCAAGCCAGUAGAAAAUCUUAAAAAGAGAUCUCGUGGUAUUUAUCAUUGUCCCGCCUAUUACUAUCCAAUUCGAUCAGGAUCAUUUAUAAUCGCUAUUGAUUUAAAGUCUGGAAAUGAAAAGCCGGAAUAUUGGAUUAAGCGUGGAUCAGCAAUACUUUUAAGCUUGGCAAAUUAA